Molecule: messenger RNA, 1251 nt
Organism: Penicillium angulare
Lineage: Eukaryota; Fungi; Ascomycota; Eurotiomycetes; Eurotiales; Aspergillaceae
Exons: 1
Coding region: 1-1251 (416 amino acids)
Source: RefSeq, a predicted model, not a curated record
AUGAGACCACCGAUGGCGACUCUCCCAGAGGGCCAUGGCUGCGUCUACAAGGAAGUUCGCUUCUCGCCUACAUCAACACCUAUCCGCCGAGUACAAUCAGUUUCGGGCAGUAAUCCCUCCGCACACUCUAAAUAUGGCCAACCACCGGGUUCCCGACGGGCUUUCGCUCCCUUAGACACUUCAUAUAUUGAUCAAUCGCGAGAGCUUCUGGAGAAACAACGAAGGCACUUUGAGACGGAAAGGGUGCUUUUUUCUGAAGAGAGGCGGCUGUGGGAAAACGAACGGUCGCUUCUCAGGGCAAGAAUUGAAGAGCUAGAGUCAUUGUUGAAAUACGAAACACCUAAAAAUGGACCAGCUUCUCAUUCUGCCAAUCUCGUGUUUGGUGUUCCGCAGUAUCAAAGCAACACUGACGCGGCCCUACCCUCAGCGCAAGUGUGGGAGGGAACGAGUCCAGGAGGCCGACCGACAAGGGUCUUUCGCGACGAAGAGAUGCUAGAAAAUGGCUUUUUGUCGCCGGUCAGUGAGGGGAGUGAUAAUAAACCCCCGUCCUUGGAUGCAGCCCUUUCACCCAAGGCUCAACCUGCAGAUGCUCCUGGGGCGACCGUUAGCGUACCCGUGCCGAUCGAGAAGCUUGACAGUAGAUUGGACGGCAUUAUCCUCAAGUCUACUGGCUUGCCGCCUGGUGUUGUGGCUCAGGUUAUCACCCCGCCGUCGCCCCUGGCGACCUCCCCUCCUGCUGCCCCUUCGGAAGAACCUGCAAGGUCCGAGAUAGAGCACCGAAACAGUCUCAAAUUGAAGCUGUCAGAACUCGGCCCGCCCAAUGAGAAUCUCGUGCGAAAUGCCGGCCAUACUCCCAUGGCUAUCAUUGAAGCCGAUGGAAGUCUCAGAUCAACACAGGAUGCCACUCCUUUCCCCGAACCCCAAUCACAGGAGGAGGCUCCUUUAGCUCCCGUGCAGACCACAGCCCGGCAACCAAAGGAAAACUCCGAGUCUUAUUUUCCCGAUCUGCCUGAAGAUCCUGCCCUGAAGGGGCCCCUUGGUCUCACAAACGAUGAAGAGCAUGAUAAUAGCUUCCUAUCUGAGCUUGAUCAGAAACUCCUCGACCAAGCCAGGCGGAUUUUAUCAAACCCAGGAGAGUCUGCUGAUCCUAACGAGAGCGAGCCUGAAUUGCCGAGCCAAGGCGACCAGGAGCCUGAAAUUAAGUUCAAAAAAUCGACCAACUUUGGGACGGCCUUUGGAAUAACCAGUUGA